This is a messenger RNA of Malania oleifera, 889 nucleotides long. RefSeq names its product actin-depolymerizing factor-like. Bases 182 to 580 code for a protein of 132 amino acids. The transcript is spliced from 3 exons. The record is from RefSeq and is a predicted model, not a curated record. Gene Ontology annotation, molecular function: actin filament binding. NCBI's taxonomy places the organism in Eukaryota, Viridiplantae, Streptophyta, Magnoliopsida, Santalales, Ximeniaceae. Gene Ontology annotation, cellular component: cytoplasm; actin cytoskeleton. Gene Ontology annotation, biological process: actin filament depolymerization.
ACGAGCCUCAUUUCUUUACUUUUCCCUCAAAGCACGAAUCUCUCUCUCUCGCUCUCUCUCUCUCUCUCUGAACGCAUCAUAAUUUUUAUCCCUUUCAAAUAAUUUCGUUAACUUUUCUUCGGUGGCUGCCUUUUAUUCGCCUUUAUCAGUUUAUCUCCACAAGGCAAAUGCUUCAUCAGGAAUGGGUGUAGCUGAUCACAGCAAAAGCACCUUUACGGAAUUGCAGAGAAAGAAGGUUUACCGAUAUGUAAUUUUUAAGAUUGAUGAGAAGAAAAAGGAGGUUGUGGUUGAAAAGACUGGAGGUCCGGCUGAGAGCUAUGAUGAUUUCAUGGGAGCUUUGCCUGAGAAUGACUGCCGAUAUGCAGUUUACGACUUUGAUUUUGUGACUUCUGAGAACUGCCAAAAGAGCAAGAUAUUUUUCAUUGCAUGGUCGCCAUCCGUGUCCAGAAUUCGUGCCAAGAUGCUGUAUGCUACAUCCAAGGACAGGUUCAGAAGGGAAUUAGAUGGCAUCCAUUACGAAAUUCAGGCGACUGACCCAACUGAGAUGGAUCUUGAUGUGCUCAGAGAUCGUGCACAUUGAGCUAACCUUGUGAUAUCAAGGGUUUACCAUCUCUGGUGAUAUCUGCUUCUUGUUCCUUUUUGCGAUCUAAAGGAGCAUAUUUUUUAGCUUCAGUUACUGGUCUAUGUGUAGUGUUUCUAACUCCUGGAUACGUACAGCUUAAUCAUUAAAUAAAUUGGCAUCUGAGAAGGCUGAUUAGGAGGCCUUUGACUAGGAUUUCCAUGUGCAGGGAAAUCUGGGCUUCCUUACUGUCAUGAUGCUUCCCAGAUGAACAAUGGUUUAUGGCUUUAGUUUACUGCUGAUUCUCUACUAAUAUUUUAUAGUUUAAAA